ACAAAUCGAGUACCUCAAUCCACUUACAAACUCAUGGCCAGCCGAGCAGCUUGUUUUCUCAUCCUCCAAUUUAUUAGGUUAUUUCUGUUACAGUCUUGCAUGUUUAACGUUGCUAAUGCUGCAAUUCUCAACGUUACAACUGAUCAAUCUGCUCUUUUGGCCUUGAAAGAUCAUAUUUAUGAUCCUCAUCAUAUUUUAAUAAACAACUGGUCCACCUCCACUUCUGUUUGCAAUUGGGUCGGUGUCACAUGUGGUUCUAAACAUCUUCGAGUCAAAACUUUAAACCUUUCCUACAUGGGCCUUGUGGGUACCAUUCCUCCACACAUCGGAAACCUUUCGUUCCUUGUUAGGAUAAGCUUUGGAAACAAUAGCUUCCAUGGCUCAAUCCCAAAUGAGUUGUCGCGUCUUCAUCGGUUGGAAUACUUAGACUUCUCAUACAACGAAUUCAGUGGAGAAAUCCCAUCUCGGUUAGGGUCUCUAACAAAACUUCAAUAUUUGAGUCUAUAUGGUAACAAUUUUGAAGGUACUAUUCCAUCAUCUCUAUCCAACAUAACUUCGUUGCAACGGUUUUAUCUUUCAUAUAACCAACUUUCAGGAUCCAUACCUUCCUCUAUAUUCAACAUAUUUGGCUUGCAAAUAAUUCUUCUCGCAGAAAACAAACUUACGGGUCCGAUGCCAUCCAUCUUGGUCAACAUGUCUUCGUUGCAAAUCAUUGAUCUAAGCUUUAACAUGUUGGUUGGUACACUACCAAUGAACAUCUUUGAUCAUCUUCCUAACUUACAAUAUAUCUCUUUGAGUAACAAUCAACUUCAAGGUCAACUUCCGUCCACUUUGUACAAGUGUAAGCAGUUACAAGUUCUAUCCCUUUCCGUGAAUCAUUUCAAUGGAAGGAUAUCUCCGGAAAUAGGAAACUUAACCAUGCUUACAGAGUUACGUCUUAGCGAGAACAACUUGGAAGGUUCAAUACCAAGUGAAAUUGGUAACCUCCAGAAUCUAGAGUUGAUUAGCAUCGGAAUUAAUGGUUUUGUUGGUCCAAUUCCAUUCAAGAUCUUCAAUAUCUCAACGAUUCAAACUAUUUAUAUGGCGCACAGUAAAUUUUCAGGUCAUCUUCCAUCAGAUAUGGGCUUCUACCUUCCAAAGCUCAAACAACUUAGCCUUUGGGGAAAUAAAUUGAGCGGAAUAAUUCCCAGUUCCAUCUCCAAUGCUUCACAGCUCACUCUCCUAGACUUGAAUGGUAACUCAUUGUCGGGAAUAAUUCCAGAAGCACUUGGUAAUUUAAGGCUCCUCCAGUGGCUCGGCCUAGAAAUUAAUAAUUUGACCAUGGGAAUUCAAGAAUUGAAUCCUUUCUCUUUCUUGUCAAAUUGCAAAGAUCUUAGAUUUCUAGCUUUUGCAUUCAAUCCCCUUCACGACUUCCUUCCCAAUUCCAUUGGUAACCUUUCUCUCUCUCUUGAAAGACUUUACCUAUCUUCUUGCCAUAUUAAGGGAAGCAUUCCGGCAGAGCUUGGGAAUCUAAGUAGUUUGAUUAUUUUGGAACUAUCCAACAACAAAUUGAAAGGACCUAUUCCAACUACAUUAGGAAGAUUGCACAUGCUACAAUCUUUGUCCCUUCAAGCUAAUAAACUAGAAGGUCAUAUCCUGUCUGAUCUUUGUCAUCUAAAGGGUUUGUAUUACUUGUCUAUAGAUAACAAUAAGCUUUCUGGACAUAUUCCAACAUGCAUAAGCAAUCUAACUUUCCUAAGGUAUCUCUACUUAGGUUUCAACCAAUUAACAUCCAUGAUUCCUUUGAGCUUGUGGAGCCUUACAAAUCUCUUGGAAGUCGACCUGUCAUCCAAUUCAUUAACUGGCCUUCUUUCAUUUGAGAUUGGAGAUAUGAAAGUGCUGAGGGUAAUGAAUCUAUCAAGAAAUCAACUAUCAGGGGAUAUUCCAACAACAAUUGGUGGCCUCAUAGAUCUAACUAAUCUCUCGUUAGCAGUCAAUCAACUAGAAGGUUCAAUUCCAGAGUCUUUCGGUGAACUAUUAAGCUUGGAGAUUUUAGAUCUUUCCUGUAACAAUUUAUCUGGAAGGAUUCCCAAAUCCUUAGAAGCACUUUUAUACCUCAAGUAUCUAAAUGUCUCUUUCAAUAAUCUACGAGGGAAAAUUCCAACAGGAGGACCAUUUGUACACUUCUGGCCUGCUUCAUUUAUCUCAAAUGAUGCGCUUUGUGGUGCACCCCGUUUACAAGUUCCCCCAUGCAAAGAAGAUUCUCCUAAAAACAAAAAGGUCAAAGUAUCGCACUUAAUGAAGUAUCUGUUACCAGCAAUUGGGUUAGCGAUGCUUGUAGUGAUCCUUUCUUUAGCCUAUAAAAUAUGCAAAACAAAGAAUCCUGGAUUACCACUACAGGCAGACUUGUACAAUUUAACUACAUGGAGAAGAAUUUCUCACCAAGAACUUCUACUAGCAACAGAAAGGUUCAACUCAAGCAACUUACUUGGUGAAGGAAGUUUUGGAUCAGUAUACAAGGGAACACUUUCAGAUGGGAUGAAUAUUGCAGUAAAAGUUCUAAACUUGCAAGUAGAAGGGGCAUUUAAGUGUUUUGAUGCAGAGUGCGAGGUACUGCGAAAUGCUCGUCAUCGCAAUUUGGUCAAAGUCAUUAGCAUUUGUAGCAACGUCGACUUCAAAGCCCUUGUAUUGGAAUACAUGCCAAAUGAGAACUUAGAGAAGUGGUUAUACUCUCAUGAUCGUUGUUUGAAUUUCUUACAAAGGCUGAAUAUAAUGAUUGAUGUUGCAUCAGCGUUGGAAUACCUUCAUUAUGGUUUCUCAGCAGUUAUUGUUCAUUGUGAUUUGAAGCCGAGCAACGUCCUAUUAGAUGUGGAUAUGGUUGCACAUGUUGCUGAUUUUGGCAUGGCCAAACUCUUAGGUGAUGAGAAUUCUAUGAUGCAGACCAUGACUCUUGCAACUUUGGGGUAUAUGGCACCAGAGUAUGGAUUAGGAGGCGUUGUUUCUACAAAAGGGGAUGUGUAUAGUUAUGGCAUUCUACUCAUUGAGACUUUUACAAGAAAAAGACCUACAGAUGACAUGUUUGCAGGAGAAAUGAGCUUGACGCGCUGGGUAAAUGAAGCAUUGCCCAUUUCAACGAUUGAUAUUGUUGAUGCUAGUUUGUUGGGAAAUGAAAGAUAUCAUGUUGCCUUGGAGGAGUGCAUAUCUUCAAUUAUGAGAUUGGCUUUAGAUUGUUGUGCAGAGUUGCCUGACCAAAGAACUAACAUGAAAAUUGUUCUAGCCACUCUAAAGAAGAUUAAAACAAAGUCUUUACGAGAUGCUGAAGGAUACUGACAUGGGCCUUGUGUUUGUUUAAAUGUUUUCAUUAUAUGUCUUUCCUAAUGAUAAAACGGUAUUGAGAUUGUGAAAAAGAGACAGCUUGUACUAUUUUUUUUUUUUAUAGAAAACAAACUUCAUUAACAUAUAUCAACCUUACAACUAUCUCUCAAUCCAAAGGACAUGAGAAAUUACAUCAGCGAAAGAUCCCCACCACAAACUAAUGUGAUUGACAUUCCAAGCAAGUCUUGCAAGCCUAUGCGUAGCUUCAUUACACAUUCUUCCUACAUGUCGAACUUCACAGCUGCUAAACCUUGCCAUCAACUUCUUUCAUCCUUUAUGACAUUGCCUAACAUAGAAAUGGAUGGCUCAGGCUGUUGCAGCUCCUUUACCAUGACCAAUUCCUAGUAAGUGUUUGCCUGAAGUAGAUAAUGAGAGAUAUUACCUAAUGAGAAGUAAUUGACGUAGCUUUUUGGUUUGUCUCAUGUGGCCUAUUUCAGAUGAGUGAUGGUUGAGGGAGUUUUGAAACUUGUGGUAUGAAGUGCCCAUAGCUGUUUGUAAAGCCCUUUUUGGAAGAGACUUCCCAUGUUGAAGUGAUUGUUGAUGCACAUUGAAACAAAAGUCAAAGUUAUUAUUAGAACUAUGGUGGAAGGGAUUUGAGUUUUGUUUGGAAUGUAGGAGUGGGUUUGAGCUAGGUGGUUAAUUGAGUUGAUUGGGAGAGUAGCGUGGGUUAUAUAUUGGUCUGUUUGGAGGGAUGUGUGGGCUGUAUUUAUGUUGGAAUGCCCAUCGGAGCAUUACAAGAGUAGGGCAAGAACUCUCUUGGAGAGUGUUGCAAUGUUUAUCAAUGAAAGAAUGCGAUUAGGCCAAAAAAAAAAAAGAA
This is a messenger RNA of Juglans regia (Persian walnut), 4171 nucleotides long. Its product is annotated as probable LRR receptor-like serine/threonine-protein kinase At3g47570. Gene Ontology annotation, cellular component: plasma membrane. The record is from RefSeq and is a predicted model, not a curated record. Gene Ontology annotation, molecular function: protein binding; protein kinase activity; ATP binding. The transcript has 3 exons. NCBI's taxonomy places the organism in Eukaryota, Viridiplantae, Streptophyta, Magnoliopsida, Fagales, Juglandaceae. Gene Ontology annotation, biological process: protein phosphorylation. Bases 34 to 3309 code for a protein of 1091 amino acids.